Nematolebias whitei (Rio pearlfish) is the source of this 1700-nucleotide messenger RNA. RefSeq names its product zona pellucida sperm-binding protein 4. Gene Ontology annotation, cellular component: egg coat. Lineage: Eukaryota; Metazoa; Chordata; Actinopteri; Cyprinodontiformes; Rivulidae. Gene Ontology annotation, molecular function: acrosin binding; structural constituent of egg coat. The record is from RefSeq and is a predicted model, not a curated record. Gene Ontology annotation, biological process: binding of sperm to zona pellucida; prevention of polyspermy.
AUUGAAAACCAGACAAGCGUCAAACUGAUUAACACUAAUUACCGGAAGUCACGUGACACGCCCCCUGCGCCAUAGAAAAAGUUGGUUUGAAAUAUUUGGAGCGGAAAAGUUAAAAUAUACAGUACAUUUAAAAAAAAAAAAAAAAAGGAAACUACGAGGAGAUGAAUUGUAAGUAUGUAAAAAUAACUUUGAUUUGGUUCCUCGUGGACCUGAUGGCGCAGCGCUGCUGCGUCUCCAGCCAGCAGGUGAGGAAGAACUCACGUGGGCACAAGACCCACCUGGCCUUACCGACAGUCAGCUGCUCUGUCCGUGGGAUCAGGGCUGUGUUCGGCCCGUUGGUCAAAGAGAACCUGCAUGUUACAGGGCAGCAGAGUGGUCGUCUCUUUGCUGGCUCAACUGACCACCGGAGAGGAUCGGUGGAUCAGAGUAAACAUCAGCUGUCCUCUGGUAAAAAGAAGAAAUCAGAAGAGUCAGCCAACACCAUUCCCUGGAGACUGUGACACCGACAAAUCUCUCCGGAUAGACUGCGGCCACCGGAGCAUCUCCAGUGACUCCUGCAUCAAACUGGGAUGCUGUUACGACUUUCGUGCUGCAAACUGCUAUUAUCGACUCAAUGCUUGCUCUCUGGAUGGACAUUUUGUGUUCUCCGUGAAGGCCACAGACACGCACCCACCCAUUGAUCCUAGCAGCCUCGUCAUCAAAGAUCAGCCUCAUUGUUUACCUGCAGUCUCAACCCCAGAGACGGCCAUCUUCAAGAUAGGAGUCAUGGACUGUGGGGCGAAGAUGAAGGCAGAUGGAGAUCUGGUGAUCUAUGAGGUUGAAGUGGAAGAGCAGAGCACGGAAAGUAAAAGACAGUCACCAUUUAGUCUCCAGGUCCAGUGUGAGUACGAAGAAUCGGAUCUUAAGCUUGCAAAAACCUUGAGGUCACUGUAUACAAUGACCAAUCCACCUUCAGUGGUUGCACAGGGAACCAUCAAGGUGCAGAUGAGGAUAGCUACAGAUGACUCAUUUUCAUCUUUUAUUCCUGAGGACAAGCUGCCGCUGACCUUACCGCUGCGUGAAACAGUAAAUGUGGAGGUUUCUAUCGCGGAGCCUUCCCCAGAUUCCAGCCUUUCCCUGCGUGUACGGGACUGCUUUGCCUAUCCCGUGUCUAAACACUCUGUGUGGACGCUUCUCCAUGACGGAUGUCCUAACCCUCAAGAUGAUAUGAAAAGCUCUGUUCCAUUGAGCAGCCAGUGGAAUACUACCAACCUGUCUCCGUUUAGGAGGUUUGAUGUGAAGACUUUUGCCUUUUUGGACCCCAAAACAGGCCAUCCUAGCAUGGAAGAAAUGUAUUUUUACUGCUGGGUGGAAAUCUGCACAAAUGAUGUCAAUUGUGCACAGAGCUGCACCAUCAUAUCAUCAGAAGAUGAAAGACAGAGAAGAGAUGUCCUCCCUGUGUCACACCAGCUCCAGCUGGUUUCCAUGGGGCCACUUAGACUGGUCCAAAACACCACUGAACUAUUGGACCGUUCAUCCGAGGAACAGAAACUGAUGUUUCAGGUGAUGGUGUGUGUCGUCUCAGGUGUCGGGGCCGCCCUGAUGCUCGUCCUGCUCUAUGUUCUGUGGACAGGCAUCAAGUGUCUGAGGACAAAAGAGCAGCAAGUGUCUGACGCACAAGUUCAUGAACAAGCUGAUUAAAAUAAAUUUCUUUCAUAAAA